Messenger RNA from Silurus meridionalis, 3712 nucleotides. It is a transcript of the gene fndc4a, whose product is annotated as fibronectin type III domain containing 4a. Gene Ontology annotation, molecular function: protein binding. The record is from RefSeq and is a predicted model, not a curated record. Bases 459 to 1121 code for a protein of 220 amino acids. The transcript has 6 exons. NCBI's taxonomy places the organism in Eukaryota, Metazoa, Chordata, Actinopteri, Siluriformes, Siluridae.
CUCCUUUACACAUCUACCGCGCUCUCCAUCAGGAGAAUGAAGCGCACACAAACUCUGAGAUCUUCAUCCUACUUGUUGUCGGAUGUAUAAAGAAAACCAGGGACGACCCAUACGUGAGGUGACUUUUUUUUCCUCCCUAAAGCAGCAGAUGUCAUCCAGCUGCCGGAGAUGAAGAAAAUGAGUCAAGACACCUGACAUAGCGCGACAUGGACGUCAUCUGGAGCUCAAGAGCGUGUGUGUGUGUGUGUGUGCGCGCGAGAGAGAGAGAGAGUGUGUAUGUGUGAGAGAGAGCAUGAUCUUGUUGGAGAAAUCGGUAAAGUUGACGGACUUGCUUUAAACGAAUUGAAUUGCGGCCAGUGUUCAGUGAACAUGGAGCGGAUGAAGAAGCGCUGAAGCCUGCAGCUGUUUCGAGUCGGAGAUUUGUCCACAGGAAGAAAGCAGAAGCAGCGUGCUGAAAUAUGGCUCGCCUCUUCCUUCUGUGCAAAUCUGUCGCACUGUUGCUUUUAGGCACUGACAUGUUUCUUGUCGGAGCAAACCGCCCUCCUGCUCCAGUCAAUGUAUCAGUCAUGAAUCUGAGAGCUGAUUCAGCCACAGUGACCUGGGAAGUUCCAGAAGGGGACAUCGUUAUUGGCUUUUCAGUCCUGCAGCAGAAGCAGGAUAGCCAUGUGCAGCGGUUUAUCCGGGAGGUAAACACCACCAGCAGGGCCUGUGUGCUUUGGGACCUGGAAGAGGAGACAGACUACAUAGUUGAAGUCCAGUCUAUUGGCCUUUAUGGAGACAGUCAGGCCAGUAAGCGCAUUCACUUCAAAACCCUCAAGAAGUCAGACCGCUUUCCGUCCAACAGUUCUAACCAAGACGAUCCGACUGUUGAAGGUCUGGACAAGUCUAGAAACCUUCAAACUGGGGAAAUGAUCAUCAUUGUGGUGGUGCUGCUUAUGUGGGCAGCGGUCAUCGCACUCUUCUGCCGGCAGUAUGACAUCAUCAAGGAUAACGAUAACAGUAACAGUAAAGAGAAGGUGAAGCCGUUGUCUGAGAGGAGCACACCAGAGCACCACAGUGGAGGACUCCUCAGGAGCAAGUUUCAUCAGUCUGUGCCAUCUAUCAACAUCAUAGAGGUUUAAUGGGAGGAGUGAAGACGACUGCUCCUUCCACAGUCAACAUGAUGCUACAUUCCUGUAAACCUUCUACAUUACAGAGUCAGGAUGCCAUGUGCCAGGAACCAUUAAUCACACUGGCUGCCACUGUUGCUAGAACUUUUCAUCCCACAACAAUGAGUGUGCACGCUCAACAUGCCAAAAGCAAUCUAUUCCUCUAGGGUAACUGUACAUGAAGUGAAAUACAGCAGCAUUCACACUGGUUUUAAUGUUAAUUCAGUGUGAAUGCAGUGCGCACUUUUCGUUCUGGGAUCAUAUGACUACGUUUUAUUUUUGAUAUGGUACUUUGUGGUCUUGGGAAAAGCUAAUGUAGAAGAGGGGUUUUUAUGGUUGUGUGUGUGUGUGUCUGUGUGUGUGCACCCCAUCACAGCCCCUGAACCUGUUGAAUGUAGUGCUUGGGUACAUCAUUCAAGUAAGCCCUUGUGCUGACAUGCCUAAAAAUAAAGAAGCUCAAAGGCUCAUCACAUAUUUCUGUAAAAUAUUUUUUUAAGAAAAUACUAUCACAAUAAAAAUGUCAGAAGGCAGGAACACUGUCAGAUAUAUGAUGAACACACCACAUUUUAAUACACCAGAACUGAUUACACUUGAAAAGAAAAACAAACAAAAAAAAUGCUUUGCUUGCACUAUACAUGUAUAUGGACAGUUUGGUAAAAUUGGACAUUUUAACUGCCAUCAUUUCAGCUUUAUUCAACAGACCAUAAUCUUUACAUCAAUACACCAUAAGUAAUGUAAAAUAUGUAAGUAAUUAUUUUUUAGAAAUAAUGAACCAAAUCAGUUUAUUAUUGAGAUCAAUAUAAAUAAAGCCCAAAUUAGGUGGUGGUUAACCGCAAAUAUUCAACAAAUAUUGCUGAAUGAUGGAGUUUAGAAAAAUGCUGUAAUUUCAUUUAUGGUUAUUUCUGUGGACUUAUUAUAUUAAUAAUGCUUUAUUAAGGAACACACAUUACAGGUUAAUUCAAAGUGUAUUCUUUCUUCAGUACAUCCCUAAUUAGAUUAUAUGAAAAUGGUUUCAUCACCAAGAACUACACUUCAUAAUCAUGAUUCAUAAUCACUGAUCUGUUACCUCAUCUAAUAAUUGUAUUAAAAAUAAAUACAUGUGCAAAAAAAGUUAUUUUAUGUAAAUCAUUGAGAAUGAACUAAUCAGGUAAAUCUCUGAAUUUACUGAAUUACAGAUUUGAAAAUAAAACUGCAGUAGCAGAUUAGCAUAAAGAAGACUACAGAGUAAUGUUUUGGAAUAACUCAACAUUUAAUUUUGGCCCAUGGCCCUCAGACAUGUUUGCUCUUUCAUAGGAGAAAGUUUGCACCUCUCUGAAAUGUUUAUUUUUAUCAGGGAUAAGAUAAUGGGUGUUUUAUAGACCAUGUACCAUAACUGUAUAUACAGUCAUAUACAAUUUACCAUAACUGUAUACACAGACAUACCAUAUGAAUACCUAUAUGAAACUACAAUAUUGGACGUGGAUUAUUAGUACAUAUUUGUUACUGGACAACACAUGAAAUGUACACAAAUAACAAUAUGCCAGUUAUGCACUAUAAUAAAAAUUGAGCUUUUUAACAUUUUGCAUGACAGGCAUUAAUCCCUAUUUUAAAUUAUGAACGGUUGGUGAACGAAGUAUAAUUCUUACUAAAUAAACCAUUUUAAAAGGUAUCUAAUUAUAAAGUUCAAUAAAAUACUGUAUUCUUUAUUGAUCUUGAAGAACAUGAACUUUAUUACCUCCAAUGUGUGUUUCUCAAAAGAAUGUUAAUGUGAUCAAAAUAUUGAUUGGUGUGCUGUUUUGUUGCUUCGUAAACAUUAUUUAUGGUUUAUUAAUGCUGAAGUUUGUUUUAAUAAUGUUGUGUAGUAAUCUAGUGAGGGAAUCUUAAUAUACUGCAUUACUCAUCAUUGGUUUCCAGCCCCCAUGUGCUGGACAUACACAUUCAAAUGUUUGGGUUAUAUCUGAUAGGUCUGUGUGAAAAGGUUUAAUUUGAACAACUACAGCCGAAUAAGUGAUCUCUCAGAAAUGUUAGUUAGAAUGCAUGUUGGCUUGUCAUUGGCUUGUAUAUAUUGUUUAUUAAAUCUUACUGUGUGCUAAUUUUAUAUGACAAAACAGUAACCAGAAAUAUUCUGAUGUACCUGUGCGAAGUUGAAGUAAUUCAACUUAUUGUUAUUAGAAUUUUCUAGCAAUAAAUACAUAUAUAUAUAUUAUAUCAACUGGUCAUCAUAAAACACCACAUGAUUUAAACACUACCAUGCUCUCAAGAAAUUGGCCUUAGCUUCAUGACAGCCUCUGAAGUUAUAAAGCAAUAUGAAAGACUGUACAUUAGCUAAUGCUUAGAAUUUCUUGAUGGUAAAUCAAGUUUGUUUUUCGGAACACAAUUUAGGUACCAAGUUCACGAAAGACUGCUCACACAUUGAAAUCAAAUGAUUGUUAUGAAACAUGCAUGGUGCAAAGAAUUCAAAAUUCCAAAUACAAAAUUAUCUUCUUUGUGUUGCUGGUUUUUUUUUAUUUUAAAAUAAUCUUUAAGACUUAGCCAUUUUCCGUUCAUCUAAAUUACUGGUUACAAUAAAGAUUACUGAAUAAUAA